AACCCGGACGGCGCUGGACCAAUUGUGCGCCGCCCUAUGGGACUCCCAAUCACGGCUGGAUGUGAUUCGGCCUGGAUUCUAAUUAGGGAUGGACGUCAGCAGUCACAAGACCACCACAGAGUAAAUCACUCUGGCUCGCUCCCCCAGUCGCAGAUGUGUAUAAUGUGGGCUGUUCUACAGGCACGAUGGCUAUGACAAACUUGGAAUUUCUCUUGGGAUCUGGAUGUGUMAUCGCCGUCGAAUUACGGCACUGUCGUCACUAAAUUUGAAAGAACUCUUCAGACUAAAGAAUACACGUCUCGUCUGGGGGCGUUAUCACAUCAGUUUGUGCGUGGCUAAUGUUAUUUUCAGGCUAUCUAGCUGACUAGUCCAAGCAUCACAGUAGAAAGCUAGCAAGACAAUAUUGUGUGGUUACAUCGGCGCUAAACUAGCUAGCUUGGCGCUUUAGUAGGAGCUGGUGUGUAUGUGAUGUUCUCGGUACUUUCGUACGGUAGACUUGUUGCCAGAGCUGUUAUUGGCGGACUCUCUCAAACGGAUAGCGGUGACUACAGCCUGGUAACGGCAAGAUGCGGUUUUGGGAAGGAUUUUCGAAAAGGUAUCUUUAAGAAAGGGAUGUGCUAUGGCGACGACGCUUGCUUUAUUGCCCGACAUAGAUCUGCGGAUGUUUUGGGUGUUGCAGAUGGAGUGGGGGGUUGGAGAGACUACGGGGUGGACCCAUCACAGUUUUCAGGGACCCUGAUGAAGACGUGUGAGCGGCUGGUAAAGGAGGGACGCUUUGUUCCAAGCAACCCUGUGGGCGUCCUCACAAGCAGCUACUACGAGCUCCUACAGAACAAAGUGCCUCUGCUAGGCAGCAGCACGGCCUGUAUCGUGGUGCUGGACCGGCAGAGUCACAGGCUGCACACAGCCAACCUGGGAGACUCUGGCUUCCUGGUGGUGCGGGGAGGAGAGGUAGUGCACCGCUCCGAUGAACAGCAGCAUUACUUCAACACCCCCUUCCAGCUCUCUAUCGCCCCGCCUGAGGCAGAGGGGGCUGUGCUCAGUGACAGUCCUGAUGCUGCUGACAGCUCCUCCUUUGACGUCCAGUUGGGGGACAUCAUUCUCACAGCCACAGAUGGCCUCUUCGACAACAUGCCCGAACACAUGAUUCUACAGGAGCUGAAAAAACUCGAGAACACCAACUAUGAGAGUAUCCAGCAGGCAGCCAGGAGCAUUGCAGAGCAGGCCCAUGUUCUGGCAUACGACCCCAACUACAUGUCACCUUUUGCACAGUUUGCCUGUGACAAUGGACUGAAUGUAAGAGGAGGAAAGCCAGAUGACAUCACUGUGUUGCUGUCAAUAGUGGCAGAGUACACAGACUAGAGACUGUAUGGAGACUAGGAGGGGAAUUAGGAGUUUCCUCUUGUCUGCCUCUUGAAGAUGUCAGACUGCUUUGGUUCCUGCUGGUGGGGAUUAAGGACUGAUGUUGGUGGCUGAGCUUCCCUCCUGAGACCAUCAUUCCUCCAGGAUUCAAUCAGGCCCAUCUCUGAUGGAACACUGACAAUACAUGCACUGACUUCACCAUCAGAACUGAGUGUUAAUCUUUAAUAGCCUGAAGACAUGGAUGAAUAAAGCAGAGGGUUGUCUGACACAUCUGCUAGGCUACCUGCUGCAAAGUAUCUAUCUUGGAAAGUCUCUAGUUGUCUUUGACCUAAUCCCUGUUCAGUGGGAUAAAGGAUGUAGUCGUGUUGAAGAUGAAGCUCUGGCUCUCACAUGAGGAAUAAGUCUGUUAUUUUGGGCUGUAAAACAAAGCCCAGAAGGUAGAGAUUAAGAAACGGGGUCAGUAGUAGCCGGUUAAAAGUUGAUUGAAUACAGUAAGUAACAUCAGAAUACUAUACUGAAAGAGAGCGGCUCUCCAGUUAGACUGGUCCGUGACUCGCUGACCCCUGUCCCGGGUCAGAGGAAUAAGGCAACCUCAGAGUUAUCCACAAUAGAGAACUUUAGUUCAAGAGGACAUGAGAUGGAUGUGGUUCUGUACAGAGAAGAGAGAUGAAUGAAUAUACUGUAAAUAAUAAACAUUGCAUGAGAAUAAAAGGAGUAAUAGCACAAGCAAUAAUAAUAUUGACUGUAUAAUGAGAUGGUGACAUAAGCAAAGGACUUGUAUAACACAAAGAAUCCACUACUAUUAACAAACAGUAAAUCUUCAAGGUUCAAUAUCAUCACUCACCACUGUCCACGCACUCAUCACUCUUGUCCACUUGGAGAGACUGAGGAGGCUCUGAGCUGAGCAGGCAGGACUGUCAGGUGUCUUGCCCUCUAGCAACAUAUUGGUGAUCUAGUAGCAGAGGUCACUGGGUUUGGGGAUCCCUUAGUCUCUCUGGCACCAGCAGGGAUUGGUAGAGUGAGCUGCAUAAAGUUAUAAAACUCACAGGCAGGAGAAUCCUUAAGAUAUACCAUCAAGUCUGAAUAAUAAGGCCUCGAAAAACAUCACUUUCAGUGACUCAGAUUAAACAAAAUCAAAUUAAUAAAAAAUGAUAUUGAAGGGCAAUUUUUUUUAUGUAGGCAUAAGGACACGUGUCUGUGAUGUGAAUGAAUGUUGUUGAAAUGUUUUGGUAGAUUAUUGGACAAGUGACUGAUAUUUUAAGUUGUUUGAUCUAAGGGGUUGUAUGAAGACCAGGCACUGUUGCUGCAUAUCAGUUUCUGACUGUUCACUGGAAGUGCUACUUUGUCCCAGGCCUGCUGUUUUAAACUCUUUCUCACUCUCAACCUCUGAAUGCUCUGCUAUGAAAAACCAACUGAUAUUUACUCACAGGGUGUUAUACUGUUGUACCUUUUAUAACCAAAGUGGUUAUCUGACUCUGCUGGUCAUCUAUGACCGUUUUAAACGUCUUUAAGAACGAUCUGGCAUUAAUGGCCACGUACACCCGGCAGAGCCUGGUUCCUCUAGGUGGUUCCUGCCUUUCUAGAGAGUUUUUCCUAGCCACUGUGCUUCUACAUCUGCAU
Messenger RNA from Salvelinus sp. IW2-2015, 2982 nucleotides. Its product is annotated as protein phosphatase PTC7 homolog. NCBI's taxonomy places the organism in Eukaryota, Metazoa, Chordata, Actinopteri, Salmoniformes, Salmonidae. Gene Ontology annotation, cellular component: mitochondrion. Gene Ontology annotation, biological process: protein dephosphorylation. Gene Ontology annotation, molecular function: protein serine/threonine phosphatase activity. The record is from RefSeq and is a predicted model, not a curated record.